This is a messenger RNA of Melitaea cinxia (Glanville fritillary), 2195 nucleotides long. RefSeq lists its product as uncharacterized. The record is from RefSeq and is a predicted model, not a curated record. The transcript has 10 exons. NCBI's taxonomy places the organism in Eukaryota, Metazoa, Arthropoda, Insecta, Lepidoptera, Nymphalidae. Bases 1 to 1608 code for a protein of 535 amino acids.
AUGAUCAAAUCCAAGAGUGAUGGCAUGGAAUUUGGAAAAUUAUGGGUGGCUGCUAGUGGCAAGAUAUGCAUGUUGCAAGAUUCAACUGCAGAUAACAAACGUUUACUACGAGUAUCGUCUUUGAGUAAACAGUCAACUGUAGAUUGCAAAUGCGUGAAGAUUAUUGGACACUUAGAAGAUGUGAAAUGGCCAACUAUCCCCAGAAAAUAUCGCCCGAGCCCUGGACCCCUUUCCUUAGGAGAUUGGACGCAAAAUCGACAUAUAUGGCUAUACUAUGUGGAGAGCGCAGAUGAUUUGCUCAUUGAAGAUGACGUACUAAAAUCUACACAUAGCAAAUACUGGUCCAUUCACGAUGUUCAACGGUAUUUUCUGGGAGAGCUUCACUGUGAACAAGUUCUUUUUACGUAUCAGUACCCUAAUUUAAAACUGCCUUCCGAUCUUGGCAGCUAUUUAUGGAAAGCCAAUACAGCCUUGAAACUGCCACCCGCUAUAUAUUUGAAAGAACUGCAUUUGUCUUUGGAAAUUACAUUAAAGAAACUGGAAGCUAACCAAACUCAAAUCGACCGACUAAUCUUAUCCGACCAAUUAGUAAAUAUCAACCGCCUAGAUUACUUUAAACGGAAGACAUUUUUCAAACUCCUGCAUAGUAUUAUCGGCUCACAGGAAAGAUUGCAAUUGGUAUCGUUGGAAAACCUGAGCUGUAGCAGAUUAGAAGGAGUACGCUUGAUACAACAAAUCGCUUGUUUCACUGCUAACACACUAAAAUACUUAUUCCUCUGGCGCUUUGUCUUGUCCAACGAGAAUCCUAUUCUUGUUAACUAUAGCUAUAUUACAGGUAGUGGAAAAUAUUUACCAAGGCCGGACACAAAACAAUGCUUUUUACGAAGUCUGGCUGAAUUAAGAAAUCUGCGGAUACUUGCGUUAGAGUAUGCAUAUAUUGCUGACGGAUCUGGAUACGCAUUGCUUUCGUUGUUACCUGUUAUUCGUCGUCCACAUUUUCGUUUGCAGAUAAUUUGUCGUGAAGAUCAAAUUCCCGGUCGUGUCGACACGGCGCUUGGCGUCGGAGGAUAUGAAAUACCCGACACCGCUUGGCGUCGAGUAACUAUUGCUUGCCCUGACCUCUAUCUAUUUAUGUCAUUCUUUAGAGUACGUGACUAUGAUAAUAUUCAACGGUUCCUAACGCCCAGCAUGCCAUUACGUGAAGUACACUUGCUGCUCGGAAUAGACUUGAAAAUUACGCAGCGGCAGGACUCGGAUAUGAGCUGUUUUAUGCGUCUCCUCGCUCACCGAUACGCUAGUGUUUUGGUUAAACUGAGUAUUCAUCAAUGGCGUUCUGUGGAGUUGUCAUUAAGUCGAGUCAUAAAAAUGAUGCCGAAUUUAUGCCAGCUCAUGUACACGGGACGUAUAUGCACAAUGGAUCUGCACGAUACAAUCUCUAUUGUUGCAUGUGGAGUGUGUGACAAAUUAAAAGAACUCAUAAUUCAGAUUCAAGACGAUGAAUCUAAGGGACCCUACUGGCAAAAGAUUGUAGAGAAUUAUACCAACGAAUUUAAAGAGAUAAUGAACCUGUAUAACAUUAAAUUUAUUCUUGAUAUUUACAAAGUCUAAUGUCGAGCACUUUUUUUUCUUUGGGUAUCUGUUACCGGCAAAGUCUAUACAUUCAGGCAGUUUAAAACUUUAAUACCCAACUCGUCUACGCAAUGUAUAAAAUUACGGGUAAGGGUCAGGUGACGAUGUAUAUUUCUGUGAAUGCGGUUUUUCUUCGAAAGUACUGAACUAUAUUACUUUAAACUAACCUAAAAGAGAAAUAGCAAACAUCAAGAAAAGUAGAGCAGCAAGGUUCAGUUUUUCAGUCUUAAAAGAUUUAAAACAAUAAUAACAAUAUUGGUAAGAACUGAUGCUACAGGGUUGUGAAAUAGAUUCCCGCUUUUUUGACAUUAUAAACAGAAGUAACACCCUUGGUGGAAAAUGCUGCAACAUGGUCACCGCACAUUUCACUCUUUCAGUUAAAUCUGCACAUUGCCAGCUGAAUGUUCGGCAAUCUGUUCAAUGUCUAGGCCAUAUAUUAAAUUUAUUUCCUACUUAUAUAGUAUUAUACACUUUGCCGGUAAGAUAUCUAUUAGCACAAUAUACUUAAACAACAUACAAAUUAAAAAGUAGAAAAAGAUGUGUAAUAAAUAAAGACGAUUUCUUCA